CUCAACUUCCUUCUUCCUCCUCUCAGUUCCAUUACCACAAACUUCACAAAUCCUCCUAAUUCCAAUCCAUUCAUCCAUGGAUUCCUUAUUUCUCUGAUUCUCUAACAAAAAUCCCAAACCUCAUUUCCCCACAUUACGUUUCUCUUUCUCCAAAAUGGCUAAUCUCAUUGCCAUGGCUCCUUUGUUUCUUCUCUGUUUCCUCCUCCCCUGUUUCUCCUCCGCCGCCUACGACUACGGCUCCGCCCUCACCAAAAGCCUUCUCUUCUUUGAAGCUCAGAGAUCCGGCUUCUUGCCACGUAACCAACGAGUUAAUUGGCGUUCUCAUUCUGGUCUUCAAGAUGGAAAAGCCAGUGGAGUGGAUUUGGUGGGAGGAUAUUACGACGCCGGCGACAAUGUGAAAUUUGGAUUGCCAAUGGCUUUCACUGUGACGAUGAUGAGUUGGAGUAUUUUGGAAUACAGAGCUCAAUUGGCGGCCAGUGGGGAGCUUGGCCAUGCCAUGGAUGCUGUUAAAUGGGGGACUGAUUACUUCAUUAAAGCUCAUACGGAACCCAAUGUUCUGUACGGCGAGGUGGGAGAUGGGAACACUGAUCAUUACUGCUGGCAGCGGCCGGAGGAUAUGACUACCGACCGCCGGGCUUACCGGAUUGAUCCGAGUAAUCCCGGUUCGGAUCUCGCCGGAGAAACUGCCGCCGCCAUGGCUGCUGCUUCUCUCGUCUUCCGCCACUCUAAUCCUGCUUAUGCUAACACCCUCCUCAACCACGCCUAUCAGCUGUUCAAUUUUGCGGAUAAAUACAGGGGCAAAUACGACAGUAGUAUUACAGUAGCUCAGAAGUACUACCGAUCUGUCAGUGGAUACAAUGAUGAAUUGCUAUGGGCAGCGGCAUGGUUAUACCAAGCAAGCAACAACCAGUACUACCUCAAAUACCUUGCUGACAACGGCGAUUCCAUGGGCGGCACCAGCUGGAGCAUGACGGAAUUUAGUUGGGACGUCAAAUACGUUGGUGUCCAAACCCUAGUCGCCAAAUCCUUCCUUUGUUCUUGCUUGAGAAAAGGGAGUCGAAAUGUUCAGGUUACCCCCGGCGGCCUCAUUUUCCGACAGAGAUGGAACAAUAUGCAAUUUGUUACCACCGCCUCCUUCGUCGCCACCGUCUACGCCGAUUACUUGACCUCCUUUCACAGCUCCAUGAAGUGCCCCGUCGGCUAUGUUCAACCCUCUGAGUUACUCACUUUCGCUAAAUCUCAGGUGGACUACAUUCUUGGCGACAAUCCAAGAGCCACAAGCUACAUGGUAGGAUACGGCAACAACUUCCCCCGCCGUGUCCACCACCGUGGAUCCUCCAUCGUUUCCUACAAACUCAACUCCAAAUUCAUAGGCUGCCGUGAAGGCUACGCCACUUGGUUCAGCAAGAAAACCAGCGACCCCAACACCCUCGUCGGAGCUCUCGUCGGCGGCCCCGACGCCUAUGACAACUUCGCCGAUCAAAGAGACAACUACGAGCAAACAGAGCCCGCCACUUACAACAACGCCCCUCUUUUAGGCAUCUUAGCUAGAUUCCACGGCGGCCACUCCGGUUACGACCAGCUUCUUCCGGUAGCCCUUCCGCCACCUCCCAAAACAAACCCAAUUACCCAAAAACCCUCUCCUUCUUCUCCCUCCUCCUCCUCCCCUGUUGUGAUUGUGCAGAGAGUAACGAGUUCAUGGAAGGCCAAAGGCAGAGUUUAUUACAGAUAUUCCUCUGUUAUUACAAAUAAAUCAUCAAAAACAGUGAGGAAUCUCCGGAUUUCGAUUUCUAAGCUUUAUGGACCUUUAUGGGGGCUAACAAAAUCUGGGAAUAUCUACACUUUUCCUAAAUGGGUGGGUUCAUUGGCGCCACUGAAAAGUAUGGAGUUUGUGUAUAUUCACUCUGCUUCACAAGCAAAUGUCUCUGUUUUAGGGUACAACUUGGGUACUUGAAGAAGGGUUUUUCAUUUUUGUUGUGUGAUUUGAUGAUAACUGUGCAGAAUUGAAAAACGGGGAUUGGUUUUGAAUAAGGAAUUGGAGGAAGAAAGGAGUGAAGAGACGAAGAAGUUUUUUUCUCUUGUUUGCUCAUCCUCUUUCUCUCCUCUGCUUGAUUUAGUGGAUGGUUUUUGGGUUAGGGAAUUGUUGAAACAGAGACAGAGAGGGUUUUGUUUUCGAAGGGUAAUGGUUCAGAAAGGAAGAAAGGGAAAGGAAGAAGCUUACUUAUUGUUAUUUUGUUUUGUGUAACUCAAAAGAAAAAAAAAAGUAUAUUUUACUUUCAUUGUAAUUGGAUAGACAAAUUUCAAAGUUCUUUCCCCCUCUUUUUGUAUUUUCAUGUUGUAAUCUUUGCAGCAUAAUUUUAUUUCUCACAUUAUAAAUUCAGCUUUGCAACAAA
Benincasa hispida (wax gourd) is the source of this 2393-nucleotide messenger RNA. The record is from RefSeq and is a predicted model, not a curated record. Lineage: Eukaryota; Viridiplantae; Streptophyta; Magnoliopsida; Cucurbitales; Cucurbitaceae.